Molecule: messenger RNA, 1797 nt
Organism: Tigriopus californicus
Lineage: Eukaryota; Metazoa; Arthropoda; Copepoda; Harpacticoida; Harpacticidae
Product: facilitated trehalose transporter Tret1-like
Exons: 5
Coding region: 159-1565 (468 amino acids)
Biological process (GO): transmembrane transport
Cellular component (GO): membrane
Molecular function (GO): transmembrane transporter activity
Source: RefSeq, a predicted model, not a curated record
GCAUGUGCCUUUCCGGAUCUUACGACGUCAAAGUCUCAGUUCAGAGCUCGUCCUCGUUCUGACAGUUUCUCUCGUGACUCUUUUGUUCAGACGGUGAAACUGUCAAGCGGCUUUCUUGUUCAAAAACAACAGCUCUUGCGUAACAUUAGAGCAGGAUCAUGAAGGUCUGGACUCAGGUGUUUGGCGCUGUGGCGGCAAGUUUAAAUGCAGCCUCAGGAGGCGCCGCCAUUUGCUUCUCAGCCGUGUUAAUCCAUCAACUUAGGGAAGAUGAGGAACUCCAAAUGGACCUUCACGAAGCAUCUUGGAUCCCCACAAUAUUGAUGAUCAGUAGUAUGGCAGCCAGUUUCAUGGGCGGGUGGUUCUCCGAUCGAUUUGGUCGAAGGGCGUGCAUUAUCACUUGGCAAAUGCUGGCCUUGCUUUGCUGCAUAGCAACCUGCCUUGCGCCCAACAAAUGGGUCUUAUACAUGGCCAGAGGAGCGAUUGGUUUUGCCAACGGGUUGUAUUACCCAAUCAUUAGCGUGUAUGUGUCCGAGACGGUUCACAAAUCGCUUCGAAACGCCAUAGGAUGUCUCCCGUCCAUGUUUUUGGCCAUGGGCAUGCUUUCCAGUUAUGUGACAGGGUAUUUCUUCCAUUGGCGCACUUGUGCUUUGAUUGCCACCAUCAUCCCGUCUCUUUGUAUUGUCACCAUGCUGCUUUGUCCCGAAUCUCCUUAUUGGCUAGUGGAACAAGGUCUGGAUAAUAAAGCCAAGAAAUCUUUAUCCUUUUUCCGUGGCAAGGAUUAUGAGUCCGAACUCCAGGAUAUAUUAUACCUGCACAAAAGGAAACUCGCCAACAAUCGCAACGUGACCACCACCAGUUUUUGGAAAUCUUGCGCCGCUCUCAAAACCAAGAGCUUCCUGCAACCAUUUUCAUGCGUUGGUAUUCUCUAUGGCAUUUGUCAGUUCGGCGGCAUCCCUAUUCUGAUCCUGUUCAUGCCAGGCAUCUUCGAAGAGGCUGGUUCCACUCUGGACUCAUUUCUGGCCUCGACCAUGGUCAUGAGUAUCCGUGUGGUGACCGCCGGAUUUGCUUCCUUCGUGGUGCAUCAUGUACAAAAGAAAUACGUGUUCGUGUUCUGUUCUUGGUGCGUUGGGCUCUCUAUGACCACUUUGUCAAUGUUCAACUUCAUCAAGUCCUCGGCUUUGGCCUCGGAAGAGCUAUUGGACACCCUGGAACAUCUUCAGUGGAUUCCUGUGGCAGCCGCCAUAACAGCCAUGAUCUCUCACUCAUUGGGAGUGGUCAAUGUCUUGCAUAUUAUGGCAGCCGAAUCGUUUCCCACCGAGAUCAGAAGCUUUGCCUCUGGAAUACUCCAGACCUUCUUCAGCUUCCUCAAUGUGAUGGCCAUCAAAACGUAUCCCUUGCUCUUGGAUUAUUGCGGUUUCAACAUCACGUUUGGGUUCUACGCCAGUAUGUGUUUCUUGAUGGGACUUUGGGGCUUGUGGAAAAUAGAGCGAAACGAUGGUCUCAGUUUAACCGAAAUUGAAAGGCGAUUGGAUAAAAAUAGCGACGACGAUCCCAACCCAAUUUGAUGGACUGGAACGUUUGUGUUAACUUUUCGAAACGGCCAAGGAUCCCAAUCCCAAGUGAUACUUUGUGCUUGUUUGAUACGAUUGAAUCCAACUUGGUAUGGAGCUGUGCUCUACAGACGUUUGUUAAUUGCUCUUUUAUGUUAUGAGCGAGCCUUGCAAAUCGUGCAAUUCAAAGCUGGAAUCGAAUUUCGAAAAGUGGUGAAAAGAUCAAAUACAGCUUGUUUAGCCCUGA